AUGAUGCUCUGCUCCGAUCUCUGUCUCCCACAGUCGGCCGUGCCGCGGAAGGACCCCGCCCCGGGCCUCAUGGAGCAGCGUGGGGACGAGAAGACCCGGAGCCCCGAGCAAGAGCCCGAGCCGUGGCAAGCCCUCCCGGUCCUGUCCGAGCAGCAGUCCGAGGACGUGGAGCUGGUGCUGGCCUACGCCGCACCCAUCCUCGACAAGCGCCAGACGUCACGCCUCCUCCGGGAGGUGUCGGCCGUCCACCCGCUGCGCGCCCAGCCUCACCUCAAGAGGGUGCGGCCCAGCCGCGAUGCCCGCCGACCGCACGCGCUGGAGCUGCUGCUGUGCCUGGCGGGGCCGGCCGCAGGUGCCAGAUCGCUCGCUGAGCUCCUCCCGCAGCCGGCCGUGGACCCCCGGGGCCUGGGGCAGCCCUUCCUGGUGCCGGUGCCAGCCCGGCCGCCCCUGACCAGGGGCCAGUUCGAGGAGGCGCGCGCCCACUGGCCCACAUCCUUCCACGAGGAUAGGCAGGUGACUCGCGCCUUGGCCGGGCGGCUGUUCUCCGCGCAGGAGCAGACGGCGAUGCAGGGCCACAUGGAGCGGGCUGUGUGGGCCGCGCGGCAGGCGGCGGCGCGGGGCCUGAGGGCAGUGGGGGCUGUGGUGGUGGACCCGUCCUCCGGCCACGUGCUGGCCACCGGCCACGACUGCAGCAACACGGCCAGCCCCCUGCUGCACGCCACCAUGGUGUGCAUUGACCUGGUGGCCCAGGGCCAGGGCCGGGGCGCCUAUGACCUCGGCCCCUACCCUGCCUGCUCCUUCGCCCCAGCCCUCGCCCCCCUGGGCGUCCGCGUGGGCUCUGUGCGCAAGCUGGACGAGGACGGGGACGUGCGUGCGGACAGCCUGCCCUACGUGUGCACCGGCUACGACCUCUACGUCACCCGCGAGCCCUGUGCCAUGUGUGCCAUGGCCUUGGUGCACUCCCGCGUGCAGCGUGUCUUCUAUGGGGCGCCCUCGCCCGACGGCGCCCUGGGUACCCGCUUCCGCAUCCACGCCCGGCCUGAUCUCAACCACCGCUUCCAGGUGUUCCGUGGGGUCCUGGAGGCCCAGUGCCGCCGGCUGGACCCUGGCUCGUAGGCGGCCGUGCCCGCUGCCUCUGGAGCUUGCCCUGCCGCCAGCGGCUCAGCCUCCCCUCAGGC
Messenger RNA from Neomonachus schauinslandi (Hawaiian monk seal), 1178 nucleotides. RefSeq names its product adenosine deaminase tRNA specific 3 (gene ADAT3). The record is from RefSeq and is a predicted model, not a curated record. NCBI's taxonomy places the organism in Eukaryota, Metazoa, Chordata, Mammalia, Carnivora, Phocidae. Gene Ontology annotation, molecular function: tRNA-specific adenosine-34 deaminase activity. Gene Ontology annotation, cellular component: cytoplasm; nucleus.